This is a messenger RNA of Aspergillus alliaceus, 1537 nucleotides long. RefSeq lists its product as uncharacterized. Gene Ontology annotation, molecular function: protein phosphatase regulator activity. The record is from RefSeq and is a predicted model, not a curated record. Gene Ontology annotation, cellular component: nucleus; cytoplasm; protein phosphatase 4 complex. Gene Ontology annotation, biological process: protein dephosphorylation. The transcript is spliced from 5 exons. NCBI's taxonomy places the organism in Eukaryota, Fungi, Ascomycota, Eurotiomycetes, Eurotiales, Aspergillaceae. The coding region runs from base 94 to 1236 and encodes 380 amino acids.
UAAGAAAGCUCCGGCAUUAUCGUUUUCUUCCGUCGCAUCGUAUCACGAUAUCAGAUUCACUUAUCUCGCUUCGGGUUUUACGUGUUCGGGAGGAUGUCCUUAGACGAAGAAACCCUGGAGACAGUCGCCAAUGGCGGCUUAAUGGACGUUGAGAAAUGGCCGGGCAUGGUCGAGCCGUUGAUCGAACGAUUGGAAUAUAUCGUCUACAAUGUCUUCCCCAUGCCCCAAGUGCCUCCCGAACCAACCCCUAUCACCCAACAACAGUCACCUUCUAACCUCACUACCUCCUUCCUGCAAGAGCCCAAUUCAAUACCAUCAAGCAGCAACAAAGAGAAUGCCAACCCAGCAGGCGCCCAGGCAUCCGCACAGUCCACAGAACCCUCAAUACCACCCCCAUCAUCCAGCGAGCCCAUCCCCAACUCCCAGCCACAGUCAUCUGCAAUCCCAACUCUGCCCACCCCCGUUCAGCUCCUGCUAGACUCCUCCAGAUCAUCACUGAGAUCUCUUUUCAACACCAAGCCACCGCACACUAUCCAAAGGCUCGCAGAGCUUAUCAUCCGCCCUAACAGACACUACAAGACACUCCCCGCUUACCUACGAGCAGUCGACCGCGUCGUGUCGGUCACUAGCACUGCGGAUGUCUUCCCGCUUCAGAUGCACGCCGGAACCGAUAAGACGAAUGGUAUCUUAAAUGGUGUGGAGAGCGGACCGAUGUUCUCGGACCAUGCGCUGGGCAGCGAUGAGUCGCUGGGUGGUGCCCUUCUCACCCCCAUUCCUUGGUUGAGCAGUGUCACUUCCCCAGAGGCGGAGGGUGAGACUGGAGCUUUGCUUUCGGGAGACCACGGCACGAUGUCCGAAACACCAGCACAGCAGCAGUCUCUUCAAGAAACAACGACCGCCGAGGACGCUGCCCUCCCGACGUCAUCGGCAGUAGAAAACGGAGCGAUGGAAGAUACUAGCCCCCAACAGACCGACACCUCGGAAGAGGUCCCCCACGCUCGUGGUCCCCGGACAUUAGGGAUAGAGGACAUGGGCUUACAAGAUGGCAAGGGCGUCGAGAUGACGCUCGAGAGCGAGGGGGGCAUCAACGAUCCCACCGAGCAAAACGGCCAGCCUCAAAACGACGGUGGCCAAGAUCCAAGCAAAGAAAAUGCAGACGGAGACGGGGAUAUCACCUUAGACGACGCCAAGAAUGCAAGUGACGAGGCGAAGGGCGAAGAGCAAUCCCAAUCCUAAAUCUAGUUGGGACUGGAAUAGCAUUAGUACGAGCCAGAUGAAGAGAUUCUGCAUAAGCAAGCGAUUCGUUGUUCGUUGACUGCGCUAGCGUUGUUUCAUGAUUGACGAUCUGAAAUAUGAUUCGAGCGUGAUGCAAGUCUUUUGUCUCCUUUAGCCAUGUUUACGAUAUGAUGUGCGCGAUAUGCGCUGGUAUAUUAAGAUUGACGAUAUUGUGUAGUUGGUAGAUAGAUAUUUUGAGAACUGCCUAAAGCAUGAUCCGUAAUUAUUGGUAUAGGUUCCCUACAUACCUACUAGGAGCAAG